Molecule: messenger RNA, 450 nt
Organism: Spirodela intermedia
Lineage: Eukaryota; Viridiplantae; Streptophyta; Magnoliopsida; Alismatales; Araceae
Source: the annotation of a GenBank genome assembly
AUGAGCUCAGAGACAGUUACCCACCAUGGAGGAUGCCACUGUGGGCGAGUCAGAUGGACAGUCGAUGCAUCACAAAGUGUUGUCGCUUGGGACUGCAAUUGCUCCGACUGCGCCAUGAGAGGCAACACCCACUUCAUUGUCCCUUCUAGUAAAUUCAAGCUAAUGGGAGACUCGGAGCGGUUCAUCACCACCUACACCUUUGGAUCCCACACGGCGAAGCACACCUUCUGCAGAGUCUGCGGCAUAACAUCCUUCUACAUUCCCCGCUCAAAUCCAGAUGGCGUUGCGGUGACCUUCCGGUGUGUUGACCCUGGCACACUCUCUCAUGUUGAGAUCAGGCAUUUUGAUGGGAAGAACUGGGAGAGUUCCUUUGAUCAAACCUCCAUAGCAUCAUUUUCCAAGGCAGAUGGGGAGGGUGAUCGUAACUCCCCCAGUUUUUCUGGUAAAUAA